AUGUCUGACCCAUUAGUGGUUCUGCGGACCGCUUUGGCGGGAAACCACAAGGUUGAAAUAGUAUCUGGUCCCAGUGGAGAAGUUGUAGACUUUGCAACUGGUCAGGGCCUCAGGGCUCUUCUCCCAGAUGGUGAGGUUUUUCUGCCGUUUGAACAGGCGACCCGGUUUGAGUCCGAAACAGUUGAAGGGGGUGUUUUAGACGUCAAAACAGCCUGGUUUGCAUGGGUCCAUAAAAAUGCCGGUAUCACUGACUACAUUUCUGCCGCGGAAGAGCAGGGCAUUGGCCAUCUGCGAUUCUUGGAGCGCACCGAUCUUAUCUCGUGGCUUGACGGCUCUUCUGCUGAAAGCGAAUUUAUCAAAGGCGAUGCAGUUGCAGCAAGCGGCGCAGCGAUAUCGGAGGCAGCAGGUGCUACACAAGCCACAGCUGUCCCUGCUCCCUCCGGACGGGUUGAAAAACGGCCCAUGUCUGAAGACAUGAAGGCGAUUUACGAAAAGGAAAAGCAACUAGCAAACCACAACACAGUUCUCCAUGGGUCUAAAAAGAUUAAUUUCUCGGGCGUUUCUGCUCAAAGCCAUCGUGAGAUCAUCCAUCCUUUCAAAAGCUCGUCCAAGCGGCCGGCCGCUGAAGCCCGCACAGCAGGAGCUACCCAGGCGGCUUUGCAGCCCGGUAAAAACCAAGACCCUAUUAUUCUUCUGUCCCCAAGUCCGUCCAGUAUGAUCAAUAUGGCCAACGUAAAGGAGUUUUUGGAAAAUGGUGUAUUCGACCCCGUUCUUCGCCAGGCCGGGUCGCCCAAUUUGCUGCGGAUUUCUCGCAAGUCGCCUGUUCUUGGCAAUCUCAGGUUUAUUGUUGUGGAUUCUACGGAAAAAUUCAAGCCAGAGUAUUGGAACCGGGUUGUCGCGGUGUUUGCAACUGGACAGGCUUGGCAGUUCAACUCCUAUAAAUGGUCUGAUCCAAACACAUUAUUCCACCAUGUGCUGGGAUUUGCUCUGGUGUAUAAAGGUGACCAAAUGCCCCAACAGUUGAAAGAGUGGAAUGUAAAAGUAGAGACCCUGGAUAGAGUCCACCGUUUCCGGGACCGAGAGCUCGUGGAGCGUAUUUGGGAUCGGUUAGAGGCUAAUAUGAUUGCUCGGGGAUGGCCAGUUAAGCGCUAG
Messenger RNA from Wickerhamiella sorbophila, 1152 nucleotides. Its product is annotated as Cell division control protein 73. Gene Ontology annotation, cellular component: Cdc73/Paf1 complex. Bases 1 to 1152 code for a protein of 383 amino acids. Gene Ontology annotation, molecular function: RNA polymerase II complex binding. Gene Ontology annotation, biological process: transcription elongation by RNA polymerase II; positive regulation of transcription elongation by RNA polymerase II. The record is from RefSeq and is a predicted model, not a curated record. The transcript has a single exon. NCBI's taxonomy places the organism in Eukaryota, Fungi, Ascomycota, Dipodascomycetes, Dipodascales, Trichomonascaceae.